This is a messenger RNA of Drosophila takahashii, 2244 nucleotides long. RefSeq names its product DNA ligase 1 (gene DNAlig1). Lineage: Eukaryota; Metazoa; Arthropoda; Insecta; Diptera; Drosophilidae. The record is from RefSeq and is a predicted model, not a curated record. Gene Ontology annotation, cellular component: nucleus; mitochondrion. Gene Ontology annotation, biological process: DNA biosynthetic process; lagging strand elongation; Okazaki fragment processing involved in mitotic DNA replication. Gene Ontology annotation, molecular function: ATP binding; DNA binding; DNA ligase (ATP) activity.
AUGCAAAAGUCCAUAACAUCCUUCUUCAAGAAGAAAUCCGAUGCCGCCGACAGUCCAUCGCCGCCCAAAAAAGUUCCCAAGAUCGAUGCGAAGACUGAACUCCCAGAUGAACCCAUCAUCAAGGCUGAGAGUGCCUCCCCGGAAAUUAAGGCAAAGGUUGAACCUAUGUCUGUGGACUCCGAGGAUAAGAAAAGCCCAUUGAAGGAAGUUAAGAAGGAGUCAAAGGAUGUCGAGGAGAAGUCAACCGAUAAGAAGGUCACCACCAUAGGUCUAAACUCCACUUCAGCCAGUAAGGAGGAUAUGGAAAACUACGAUCCCUCCGCCGAUUCCUACCAUCCACUCAAAAAUGCCUACUGGAAGGAGAAAAAAGUCACUCCCUACUUGGCCUUGGCUCGCACAUUUCAAGUAAUCGAGGAGACCAAAGGCCGUCUCAAAAUGAUCGACACGCUGAGCAAUUUCUUCAGCUCGGUGAUGCUGGUGAGUCCGGAGGAUCUGGUGCCCAGUGUCUACCUCAGCAUCAACCAACUGGCCCCCGCCUACGAGGGAUUGGAGCUGGGCGUGGCCGAGACCACCUUGAUGAAGGCCAUUUGCAAGGCCACUGGUCGGAAUUUGGCUCACAUCAAAUCGCAGACGCACCUGAUCGGAGAUCUGGGCAUUGUGGCCGAACAGUCGCGCGUCUCGCAGCGCAUGAUGUUCCAGCCUGCCCCUCUGAAUGUCCGGGAUGUGUUCAGGAAGCUGCGCGAAAUAGCCAAGAUAUCCGGCCAGUCCAAAAUGGAUCUGGUGUACAAUAUGUUUGUGGCCUGCCGAUCGUCGGAGGCUCGCUUCUUCAUCCGCUCCUUGAUUGGCAAGCUGCGCAUCGGCAUUGCCGAGCAGAGUCUGCUCACAGCUUUGGCCAUUGGCCUGGUCAAAAAGAAUCACAUUGACGACUGCAAGGCCAGCAAGGUGCCAGAGGUUUACAAGGAUGAAAUAGCAGAGACCACACUGCUGCUGAAAACGGCAUACAGCCAAUGUCCCAACUACGACAUCAUCAUUCCGGCCAUUCUAAAGUACGAUAUCAAGGAGCUGCAGGACCGCUGCCCCAUGCAUCCCGGCAUGCCGCUGAGGCCUAUGCUCGCCCAGCCCACCAAGGGCGUCCACGAGGUGUUCGAAAGAUUCGGCGGCAUGCAGAUCACCUGCGAGUGGAAGUACGAUGGAGAGCGUGCCCAAAUCCACCGCAACGAAAAGGGGGAGAUCAGCAUAUUUUCGCGCAACUCGGAGAACAACACGGCCAAGUAUCCGGAUCUGAUUGCCAGGAGCAGUGGCCUUCUCAAGGGCGAAGUGAAGUCCUAUAUCAUAGACAGCGAAAUUGUGGCCUGGGAUGUCGAACGCAAGCAGAUUCUGCCCUUCCAGGUGCUUAGCACGCGUAAGCGAAAGAACGUCGACAUCGAGGAAAUCAAGGUCCAAGUCUGCGUCUACAUUUUCGAUCUCCUCUACAUCAAUGGCACUGCAUUGGUGACCAAGAACUUGUCGGAGCGUCGCAAACUCCUGCUGGAGCAUUUCCAGGAAGUCGAGGGAGAGUGGAAGUUUGCCACGGCUCUGGACACCAACGACAUUGACGAAGUGCAGCAGUUCCUAGAGGAAUCCAUCAAAGGAAAUUGCGAGGGUCUUAUGGUCAAGACUCUGGACGAGGAGGCCACCUAUGAGAUAGCGAAGAGAUCCCGGAAUUGGCUAAAACUGAAGAAGGAUUACCUAUCCAAUGUGGGCGACUCACUGGAUCUGGUGGUGAUAGGCGGCUACAAAGGCAAGGGCCGGCGAACUGGAACGUAUGGAGGAUUUUUACUGGCCUGCUAUGAUACCGAAAACGAGGAGUACCAAAGCAUAUGCAAAAUUGGAACAGGCUUCACCGAUGAGGAUCUGCAGACGCACUCCGAGUUCCUGGGCAAGCACGUGACCAGCGCCGCCAAGUCCUACUACAGAUACGACGCCAGCCUGGAGCCGGAUCACUGGUUUGAGCCCGUCCAGGUGUGGGAAGUCAAGUGCGCCGAUCUGUCCCUCAGCCCGAUCCACCGCGCGGCCAUCGGCAUUGUGGACGGCGAGCGCGGCAUUUCCCUGAGAUUCCCCCGCUUCAUUCGAAUCCGCGAGGACAAGAACAGCGAGAAUGCAACGGACGCCAAUCAGGUGGCCCACAUGUACCAGUCGCAGGACCAGGUUAAGAAUAAUCAAAAAUCGAGUACACAGAUGGACUUGGAGGACGAGUUCUAUUGA